AUGAAACAAGAACCUAGUGUACUUGAAUGGAACUCAAAUAAGGAUAUUCUGGUCUUAAUCCUUGGAUGGGCUGGCGCUGCUGAUAAACACCUAAAGAAAUAUUCUGAACUUUACAAAAGCUAUGGAUUAUCUACCCUACGAUAUACUGCAUUUUUCGAUGGCUACAACCGAAAUAUCUACUGCUUGGCCCCUACAGAAAUCGACUCGCUACUUGACGAUUUUGCAAUCGUUUACAAUAAAAAGCACGUGAAAUUGAUUAUUCAUUCGAUGAGUAUGAAUGGGAUUAUGUGUCUGACAUCACUGAUGAAUUGCGGAAAAUUCCCAGACGUCUUUGAGCGUACAAUCGGCAUCGUAUUUGACAGCUGUCCAAUUUACGAAAACUCCCCUGGUGGAUAUCGCGAGGUGCUGAAUUUUCAAAUAGGCAAUUAUUUCGGAGACUCAUAUUUGGGGCAACUCAAAAAGACAGCAACCAUGUGGGUACUGCUAGGAAAGAAGGCGUAUGAUUACUAUGAGGUUAGUGGUGUAACCUUCGCCUCUAUGUAUUACCCUUACCGUACCUAUACUGAUUUUGGCGACACGAGCAAUUCACUUUCCGGAACCGGCAACAAUGCCAAUAAUAAUGCCGGAGCUACUAUUGCCCCUGGAUCUCAAAUCCAACGCGACACCCCCACUGGCGCUUGCACCACCGUCGACCCCUACUGGUGCCAAGAAUACGUAAAACAAAGCCUAGACUAUGAAACGAAAUUUGGCGGUCAAUCCCAGGCGCAAGUCUGCCAAAUGCUGAAGAAUUCCCUGGUUGAGGCGGUGAAUGGCUGUUGCCAGGCGUUGCGCGCUAACGGAUGCCCA
Molecule: messenger RNA, 846 nt
Organism: Mesorhabditis spiculigera
Lineage: Eukaryota; Metazoa; Nematoda; Chromadorea; Rhabditida; Rhabditidae
Source: the annotation of a GenBank genome assembly